Cygnus atratus (black swan) is the source of this 2596-nucleotide messenger RNA. It is a transcript of the gene RFT1, whose product is annotated as RFT1 homolog. Gene Ontology annotation, biological process: glycolipid translocation; dolichol-linked oligosaccharide biosynthetic process. Lineage: Eukaryota; Metazoa; Chordata; Aves; Anseriformes; Anatidae. The record is from RefSeq and is a predicted model, not a curated record. The coding region runs from base 16 to 1698 and encodes 560 amino acids. Gene Ontology annotation, cellular component: endoplasmic reticulum membrane. The transcript is spliced from 13 exons.
UGUCUGCCAAGCCGGAUGUGGAUAUUUGGUGCAGCACAGCCAGCCUGUGUGGUUAGCUAUAAGAGGGAAACAUCUGUUUCUGAACAGCAGGGCACACCUGAAACUGUGGGCACCCACCUGAAUGUGACUCAGCUUGUGGCGGUGCUGUUCCGGGCGGUCACGUUUGGGCUGAACGCCUUCACCCUGCGCCACCUCUCUCGGGAGCUCCUCGGCGUCGUCAACGUGAGGCUAACUCUACUUUAUUCAACGGUUCUCUUCCUAGCCAGGGAGGCGUUCCGCAGAGCUUGCUUGAGUGGGAGUACGAAGCGAAACUGGACCAAAACAAUUAAUCUAUUGUGGCUGACAGUCCCUCUCGGUGUUUUUUGGUCUGUUUUCUUGGGCUUAGUCUGGCUACACUUACUUGAAGUACCUGAUCCUUCUGUGGUUCCUCAUUAUCAGGCUGGUGUAGUGGCAUUUGGCCUUUCUGCAAUUAUUGAGCUUCUGGGAGAACCAUUCUGGGUUUUAGCCCAAGCUCAUUUGUUUGUAAGACUUAAGGUAAUAGCUGAAAGCCUUUCGGUGGUGUCAAAAUGUGUUUUGACAGUUAUUUUAGUAAUCCUUUAUCCUCAGUGGGGCCUUUACAUUUUUUCCUUGGCUCAGCUUUUAUAUACCAGUGUUCUGGUAAUGUGCUAUGUAAUUUAUUUUGGAAUGUUUUUGGGAUCUCCUGAAGCAACAAAGAAGUCAUUUCCAGUUGCUAGAGUGAAAGCUCUAUUACCUAAAUUGGUGGAAGAUGAGACUUUCCUUAACUGGAAGGAAGCAAGGUUGACUUGGAGCUUCUUCAAACAGUCCUUCUUGAAGCAGAUUUUGACAGAGGGUGAACGAUACGUGAUGACAUUUUUGAAUGUGUUAAAUUUUGGAGAUCAGGGUGUAUAUGAUAUUGUGAAUAAUCUUGGUUCACUGGUGGCCAGGUUCAUCUUUUCGCCUAUUGAAGAGAGUUUUUAUGUCUUUUUUGCUAAAGUAUUGGAAAGAGGGAAGAAUGUAAAGGAUCAGAAGCAGGAUGACAUUGCUAUGGCUGCGAAUGUAUUAGAACUGCUGUUGAAACUUGUGCUUCUGAUUGGCCUUACCAUCACUGUUUUUGGAUAUGCCUUUUCUCAGCUGGCUCUGGAUAUUUACGGAGGCUCAAUGCUCAGUUCUGGAACAGGUCCAAAUCUUCUUCGGUGUUACUCUUUAUAUGUCCUGUUUCUUGCUAUCAAUGGAGUAACAGAAUGUUUUACAUUUGCUUUGAUGUGCAAAGAAGAGGUAGACAGGUACAAUUUUGUUAUGUUGGCCUUGUCCUUCACCUUCCUGUGCAUCUCCUACUUCUUGACCCACUGGCAUGGCAGUGUAGGCUUUAUCCUUGCAAACUGCUUUAAUAUGGGUAUUCGAAUUGCUCACAGUACCCACUAUAUCUAUGAUUACUUCAAGGAAAGCACUUACAGACCUUUGACAGGCUUGCUUCCCUCACCAGUGUUGAUACUCGUUUAUGUUGUAAGUGGAGUAAUUACUGUUUUUUCAGAGGUAUUCUUCUGCUGUGAUAAGGGUUGGAUGGCAAGGCUGAUUCACAUCAGCACUGGGGCUGUGUGCUUUGCAGCAACCGUCAUUACUAUGUUCUGCACAGAGACCAAGCUGGUUCACUUUGUCAGAAGCCAGUUCCUCUCCCGGUAUAUGAAGAAAGGAACAUGAAACACUCGUGCAAAACAAGUCUCUUACAUGCUGGCAGUGAAGGGCUGUGUCUUUUGCAUUGAUCUGUGUGGAAAAAGGUUUCCACAUGAGUUUGUUGGAAGCAUUGAUACUGGAAUAGCAAUGUAGAUGGUUGCCAUUUGAAUAUUAUUUCUUCUUCUAAACUGGUCAGUACAGUGAAAGAGCUGAGUAAUUUCUUCUUCAUGCAUCGUUUGUUUCAAGCUUUUCUUCAAAGAGCCUCUUUGGUGAUGAAGGUCUAUGAUAUACCCUUCUGACAUAACGUAGUUGCUACACGUUAUGUAGGGAGCUUCCAUUCUUACCAAUAGGGAGUACAUAUAUGAAGGUAUUUUAUGACUUAUAUUUAAUUAAGAUGUAAUUAAGAAUGACCUUAGUGAGCACGGUGGGCUGUUUAACUGUUAGAAAAGAAAUGGUCUGACAUAAAUACAAAACAAAACACUGGAGCAAGAACCAAUAGCCACUAUUACCAAAUACCAAUAACCAGCUGUUACCAAAAUAGAAUGUGAUGUGGUACAGAGAAAUCUGAGUUAUCAGUGUCCUGAAGUGUAAAGCAUUAAACAGAAAGUUCCAAUGCUUGCAGAUAAGUUAAUAGAAUACACAGCAUGUGUCCAUGCUAGCUAUGUAAAAUUACUUCCUUCAGCGUCAUUCAUUUAAUGAUGGUAUUAUUUAACUUGUCAAAAAUCCUCUGAAGCUUUAACUCAAAUAUAUGUUUUUGAGCACUGGUUAAACAGGUCUGAAGUGCAACCAUGCUGAAGUUCCAAAAGGUUGAGUUAAACACAAUUUCUUUCACUCCAUUGUUUUUUGUUUUUAUUUGAGAUUUUCAAUGCAAGUGCGAACAAAUAUGUCUUAAUAAAAAAGACUUUUGCUUUUCUCCAAAACUAAA